AUGAACACGUCGCGCGCGACGUACGAGAAGGAUCUCCCAGAAGACCUCCUCGAGCUCAUUGAUCAUACGACGCGAGGGGUGCAGCGGCUGUACGAGUCGACAAAGCAGGCAGAGGGUCCCAUCGGGGUGAGAGGGGGAAGACAGUCGGCGCACCGCCGCACGGACACACGGCAGACGGAUCGCACAGACGAAUUUGACCGCGUCACUCGGUCAGGUGCGGCAUCGAACGCGGUGUCCGCCUCCUUGGCAACGAUGAUAACUCCAGCACCAACUAGAGGAACAGCUGCGGGGUAUGAAGAGACGUUGCCAUCUUAUGCUAACACAAGCGGGAGCAACGGAAUCCACCAGAGUGCAGAGAGCAGCGGCACAAAUACAGCGCGUCGGUGGAUGUGGAGUCGCGCGCAGGCGCUUCCGACGAGCAGUAAUACCGAUGGUCACUCCGGCACUUCCACAGCAAAUACGACGAUCUCAAUGGGCGUCCCGCGUCGAGCAACAACAACAACACUGCCGCCGCCGCCGCCGCCACUGCAUGCAGGUGCAGGUCUCCACAACUCCACGACAAGCACUGUUAAUACUUCUGCUACUGGUGUGGAUGACUACAACUCCUCCUCGCAGCGUGGUCAGGGGUGGAAGGAUGCAUUCAAAUCCCUCCUCUCCGUGGCAACGGCGCCCACCACGACUGCUGCUGCCACCCCAAUGUCAGGAAUAAUGACAACAAAUCAACAAGAGCGUGUAACGCAGACCACGCACGAUUCCGCGGCACCGCCCGGACCAACAGUAACUGAAAGGGAAUAUGAAGCCCAUCGGCCUUUACCAUCACAGAGCGAUGCGACCUUGGAACAUCUGCAGCGCCAAUUGAGAAAACAAGAGGCGUCCCAUCAAGAGAAACUCUCACAGUUGCGAGUAGAGCAUAACUCUGAGAUUGCACAGCUCCGUCGCGAUGCGUUGGAGGCUCGGCAGAAAGCCGAAGAUGAGAUAUCAUCACAGAUCAUGGCGUCCUUUAACGUAAAGCAGAAGCUGCUCCGAGCCGAGAUGGAGAGUGAACGUGCUCGUGCUGAUGAGGCACAUCAGAUGAUGGGGGAGAGUCAAAAAACUAUCGAGCGGCUACGUAAAGAACUCGAAGCUGGAGUUGGUUCAAAUCUGGAGCUCCAGGAACGUAUGAAAGCAAAGGAAAAACAGAUUACGGAGCUGCGUGAGACAUUGUCAAACACUCGCAAGCAGCUUGCGACACGGGAGGAGGAGUUGGCUAAGCAUUCGGGGGAAUUAGGGGAGAGCAAACGUCGGGAGAAGUUGGUCACAGUGCGCGAGCAGGAGGCGUUGGAUUUAGUGAAACGUCUCGAGUCGCAGCUGCGCGAGCAGCAAGAGAGGUCGCGGGAGGAGCUUCGCCGGUUGGAGGCGGAGUUCCACUCCACCACCACCAGCUACCAGCAGUUGAUUGGCGAGGCAACGGAGAAACUGGCAGCACUUGAGAGGGUGGAGCGCAAGUACCGCGCACUCAAGGAGCAACACCGGCAGCAGAAGCAACAACAGGAGGCGCUGGCGUCCAAGAUGGCGUCGGUGCAAGAAGAGAAGCGUCAACUGGUGGAGCGUAUCGAUGGCCUGCAUCAGGACGUGGAGGCCCUCCGUCUGCAGCUCGCACGCAAGGAACACGAAAUGCGGGAGGAACGCGCAUCACACCAUCAGAUCGUGGAGGGGAUUACAAAGCGGUUGGAGGAUGAAGGGGACAACACCAGCCGAGAGAAGGAGGAACUGCAGAAGGCCGUACGCCAUGCCGAGGAGUGUGUCCUCCGCCUGCAGCGCGAGGUGGAAGGUCUAACGCAUCAGCUGCACGAGGAACAAGCACACAGCAAGGAGCUGCUGGUGAAGUUGGAGCAGAGCGCAUUGCGGCACCAGGAGGACCUCACCAGCGCACGUCGCGCAGCAUCAACAUACCAACAGCAGUCGGAGGGUGUUCUCUCUAGCCUGAAGCGGCAGCUGCGUGAGAAGGACGCAAAGCUAGAGGCGCUCGCUACCACCGCGUCAGAACCCAUUCAGCGGCUUCGCAGCCAGCUUGAGGACGAGCGCAGCAGGCGCGCCAACCUUGAGGAGCAGUUCAACCGCUACAAGCAGAAAGCGAAAGCUGCGGAGGAGGCGGCGCUCCGUGAGAUUCGUCGAGAGCAGCACCGUGCUACCUCUGCCCCACGCUCGCAGGGCCGCACAGGCACUGUGUCUGCCUCGCUCUCCCCAACACGAGGCGAGGAGAGGAGGUUACCAACAAGUGCCUUUUCACCUUCUGCAGCCGCUGUCCCCGCACGUGAGACGGGCACAACGACACCAAUGGGACAGCGUAUACUAAAGAUAGCACCACCACUUCCUCCGUGUUCGUAUAACCGCUCCAGAGAGCGGAACUCCAUGACACCACCACAAUUAACUCCUGCGCGUGCUGCGUGGGACUCUGUCGGGUCCAUUUCAAAUAUUUCCUGCAGCUCACCCCUCUACAGUAGCCGGGAGGGAGAUGCUGAGGGUGCUGAGUACGCAAUUGCAGCUGUGGACCCUCCCCGCAAUGCGACACCCGAGGUGGCAGCGCACCUCUCACAAGUGUCACCCCCAGACAACAUUGGCAACAGAAUGGCACAGCAUGAACAACUCCUGCAGGAGUUUCAUCAGUCCGCAGCGGAAGUAUUUCGCAAAAUAACAGGGAACCGCGACGAGUUUCUCGCCACGUGCGCAUCCGUCGUGCGUGCCGUGUCACACCACUCCAGCGAUGGGGAGAGUGCAGCUGCUGAAGGUAUGGAGGAUGCCGCGUUGUAA
Trypanosoma grayi is the source of this 2790-nucleotide messenger RNA. Its product is annotated as BRCT domain-containing protein. NCBI's taxonomy places the organism in Eukaryota, Euglenozoa, Kinetoplastea, Trypanosomatida, Trypanosomatidae. The record is from RefSeq and is a predicted model, not a curated record. The transcript has a single exon. Bases 1 to 2790 code for a protein of 929 amino acids.